Prunus avium (sweet cherry) is the source of this 675-nucleotide messenger RNA. The record is from RefSeq and is a predicted model, not a curated record. NCBI's taxonomy places the organism in Eukaryota, Viridiplantae, Streptophyta, Magnoliopsida, Rosales, Rosaceae.
AUGAAUGGAUUUGGAGGAAAAGAGGCUUGCAAGGGAAAGUCAAGGAAAAGGAAAGACAAACAAGGAGUUGAGCCUGAAGGAGAAGACAAAAACUAUUUUCGGUGGAAUAUAGCUAUGGAACGUGAAUUAGCUGAUAUACUUCGGGAGGAGCGCAGCUUAGGUCACAAAGGAGAUGGUGGAUGGAAGGCAGUUGCUUACAAUACUGCUGCAAAUAUAUUAGCUGCACAAUUUAAUCUCCAGAUAAGUGCUGAUAAUAUUAGAAAUCGUGUUAAGUCAUGGAAAAAGUUCUAUGGAGUAGUGAGUGAUAUAUUAAGUCAAAGUGGAUUCAGUUGGGAUUCAACAAAAAAGAUGAUAAGCAUAGAUGAAGAUCAUGUUUGGGAAGAAUACGUGAAGUCUCAUGACGAUGCUAGAGGUUUUCGAUUUAAAGUUAUAGAAAAUUGGGAUGAUAUAGUAGAUUUGUGUGGCAAAGAUAGAGCCACUGGAGAGGGCGCUGAAACAGGUGCAGAUGCAACUGAGGUUAUGACUCCUACUGAUGAAGUUGAUCAUGUUGAUUUGGAUGGUGAUACACAAGAUUUAGAAGAUAUUCAUAAAAGAGGUGCUGUCAAAGAUGUUAUUGCUGAUUCGAUUGCUAGAAUGGCUUUAUCAUUUGAAGAGUUUAUCCGUGCUCCCAAUUGA